Molecule: messenger RNA, 426 nt
Organism: Dioszegia hungarica
Lineage: Eukaryota; Fungi; Basidiomycota; Tremellomycetes; Tremellales; Bulleribasidiaceae
Exons: 2
Coding region: 1-426 (141 amino acids)
Source: RefSeq, a predicted model, not a curated record
AUGGAAUCACUCUCUCCAGAAUGUACUCCGCUCAAGCACCGAUACGACUCGUGCUUCAACUCUUGGUUUGAGGGUUAUCUCCAGCCGGCUUUGGACGCAGACCCCUCCAGAUUCACCCAUCUCAACGACACACCUUAUACGCCCCCUUCACAGCCAGUAGCGGGCCCCUCCAAGCCAUUAGAGCAGCGACGAAUCGUCACCAAUUGGUCGGCGGCUUUCCCUGCCCGCACGGCCGCCCCACAGCCCAUUGCUCCCGAAACACAACCCUCAGCACCGGACGACCCCGUCGAGGCCGUCCGCCACACCCCCUACAUUGCCGAUACCAAAGGCAAAUCUCGCAAUCAAAUCAAGGCGGAAGAAUAUGAGCAGCGAUGUGGAUCCGCGUGGCGCAGCUACCAGAGCUGCCUCAAGGCAAGUCUCACCUGA